AUGAGGGUUUCUAUGGCACGUUCCAAGGAAAUUCAAGAAACUUCAAAGAUUGCUAAGCUUGUCUAUGGUGAGAUAGAUGAUCUUAGUGUCGACGAGCUCAAUGAGCUGCUACAUGGGCUCACACGGAUCAAUCAAGAGAUUGAAGAUCAGGUGCGUGCUUCACAAAUCCAGGUGCCACCAAGACAUUUGCCAUGGACUUCUGUACAACCUUUGCAGAUUCCAAGAUCGUCUAGUGCUAUUCCAGAGCCAUCAUGGUUGCAGUCCUCACUUCUGAACUCAACCACGCUGCCCUCACCACAAGCACCACCAGUGCCCCCGUUACAACACAGUCUGAUGCCACAGCACCCUUGGGUAGCGGAUAUGUUGCCACUACCUAAUGAAGCACAUCAGUACAACGAUCAUAGCCAGCAGUUGGUCAUCAACGGUAACCCCUCUGGACAUUUCUGGCUACCGUCUCUACUAUCCUCAGUGCCGCCACCGCCACCACCACCCUCAUCAGAACAUCUACCUCUAGAAGUUGAGCUUCCUUUCCAAGCACUGAAUUUAAAUCCGGUGCUGCCACCUCAAAGUCAUGACACUAAUACUCUCUCGAUCUUAGAAAAUAAUGAUCUUUCACUUUUUACUGGUGGCGCUGAGGGGAACAGUUACCCAGCUGAGGGAAGCCAUGCCAGUUACCAAUGGAAUUCAUUUAGUCCUUCCAAUGAUCUGUAUUAUGGUGCUUAUGGAGGACAAGAUGCUGGUGGUCACGACAUGCCUGGUCCUUCUGGCCUUAAUCAAGGAACUUAUGAUUGGGUCAGCAGACCUUAUUAG
Molecule: messenger RNA, 810 nt
Organism: Miscanthus lutarioriparius
Lineage: Eukaryota; Viridiplantae; Streptophyta; Magnoliopsida; Poales; Poaceae
Source: the annotation of a GenBank genome assembly